Messenger RNA from Pimephales promelas (fathead minnow), 2333 nucleotides. The record is from RefSeq and is a predicted model, not a curated record. NCBI's taxonomy places the organism in Eukaryota, Metazoa, Chordata, Actinopteri, Cypriniformes, Leuciscidae.
GUCGUCCAUGCUGUGUUCGUUUUUUUACAGUCUAUGGUUCGCACACGCUGUGGAGAACUGGAACUGUACUGUCCUCUCAUAACUCUUAGGGGAUCGAGAAAAGGUUGAAGGGUGACAUUCAGCACUUAGUACAGGAAACAUGGUGAACCAAAGAGCUGACAUAGGUUGGCAGUCCUCGAAGAGCGACUCUAGCGGGGCCAGUUACAGUGGAGAGAGCUCCAAAGAGAGCUCCAGGUGCUCAACCCCUGUACUGGACGCCGACCGCACUGACCGGCUGCGGGACAAGAUGAAACGGCGGAUCGAGUCUGGGGACCACUGGUUCUCACUAGAGUUCUUCCCACCCCGCACAGCUUCUGGAGCAGUCAAUCUUAUCUCUAGAUUUGACCGAAUGGGUUCUGGAGGUCCUCUCUUCAUUGACAUCACUUGGCAUCCCGCUGGAGAUCCGGGCUCAGACAAAGAAACGUCUUCCAUGAUGAUAGCAAGCACAGCAGUCAAUUAUUGCGGCCUGGAGAGUGUCCUGCAUUUGACAUGCUGUAAUCAGACGAAAGAGAAAAUAUCAGCCCAUUUAAAUAAAGCCAAGCGGCUAGGCCUAAAGAAUAUCAUGGCCCUCAGAGGAGAUCCUAUUGGGGAAGAUUGGGUGGAGGAAGAUGGAGGUUUCAACUAUGCUACAGAUCUGGUCAAGCACAUUCGCUGUGAAUUCGAUGACUAUUUUGAUAUCUGUGUUGCAGGUUACCCCACGGGUCACCCAGAGGCUGAGAGCUAUGAAGAUGACCUCAGGCACUUGAAGGAGAAGGUUGAUGCUGGUGCUCACUUCAUCGUCACCCAGCUUUUUUUCAGGGCAGAAAACUUCCUUAAGUUUACUAAAGACUGUCGGGCCAUUGGCAUCACCUGCCCCAUUCUCCCAGGAAUCUUCCCUAUUCAGGGGUACCACUCACUCCGUCAGCUGGUCAAACUCUCCAAACUUGAAGUGCCAGAGGAGAUCAAGCAGGUGAUUGAGCCCAUUAAAGAAAACGACGCCGCCAUUCGGAACUAUGGCAUCCAGCAGGCGGUGGAGAUGUGCAAGGUUCUGCUGGCCAGUGGAGAGGUCCCAGGCCUGCACUUUUACACACUCAAUAGAGAGGUGGCCACCAUGGAAGUUCUCAGACAGCUAGGCUUAUGGGUAGAGGAUCCACGGCGACCUCUGCCCUGGGCAAUCAGCGCCCAUCCAAAGCGUAAGGAAGAAGACGUCAGGCCAAUAUUCUGGGCUUCCCGACCCAAAAGCUACAUCUACAGAACACAGGACUGGGAUGAUUUCCCCAACGGAAGAUGGGGCAACUCCUCCUCACCAGCCUUUGGCGAGCUGACAGACUACUACCUGUUUUACCUGAAGAGUAAGUCUCCUAAAGAGGCCCUGCUGCAGAUGUGGGGUGAGGAACUAACAAGCGAGGAGAGUGUUUAUGAAGUCUUCACCAACUACAUCACGGGGCAAACCAAUUCCAAAGGACACAAGAUCAUGUGUCUGCCGUGGAACGACGACCCUCUGGCUACAGAGACCAACCUGUUGAAGGAUGAGUUGGAGAAGGUGAACCGCAGGGGUGUUCUCACCAUUAACUCUCAACCCAACAUUAACGGUAAAGCCUCAUCCGACCCCAUUGUAGGCUGGGGCCCUCCAGGGGGAUACGUCUUUCAAAAGGCAUAUUUGGAGUUUUUCACAUCAAGUGAAAAUGUUACUGCACUUCUGCAAGUGCUGAAGAAAUAUGAACCUCGUGUGAACUACCACAUUGUCAACGUUCAGGGUAGGAAUAUCACAAAUGCCCCUGACAUGCAGCCCAACGCUGUGACAUGGGGGAUAUUCCCAGGCAGAGAGAUCGUUCAGCCCACCGUGGUGGAUCCAGUCAGCUUUAUGUCUUGGAAGGACGAGGCUUUCGCGCUCUGGAUCGAGCAAUGGGCGAAGUUGUACGAGGACGAAUCACCCUCCCGCAUGAUCAUUAAGUACAUCCACGACAACUAUUACCUCGUCAACCUCGUGGACAACGACUUCCCGCUAGACAACUGCCUCUGGCAAGUGAUUGAAGACAUGUUUGUGCUUCUGGACUCUCCUCAAGGAACUCAGGAUGAGGGAAGGGAAUUGUAGCACCACAGAACUCAAAAAGUCUGGAAGCGCUGCUAUCUGAUCCAGAGACCUCACAACGAACACACCGAGUACUUAACUGUGAUGACGCAGUACUUUUAGUCAUUUUCAGAGUUUAAUUUGCCAUCACAGUCAAUAUAUAGGAAUUGUUUUUUUUUUGCAAACGUAGCAGUACACAAGAAGAUUUGCCUUAAAGGAGAACUCCGGCGAACAAUGAACCUUU